AACUACCGUUCUAUGAAGAGUGCGGACAACGUGCGGCAGCAGCUGUCAAGAAUUAUGGACCGCUUCAACCUUCGCCGAACAUCUACGGAGUUUACUAGCAAAGACUACUACAUCAAUAUUCGCAAGACCCUUGUGUCUGGCUUCUUUAUGCAGGUGGCCCACUUGGAAAGGACUGGUCACUAUUUGACAAUCAAAGACAACCAGGUUGUGCAGCUCCAUCCAUCAACUUGCUUGGAUCACAAACCUGAGUGGGUGGUGUAUAAUGAGUUUGUCCUCACCACCAAGAAUUACAUUCGUACAGUCACAGACAUCAAACCUGAAUGGUUGAUCAAGAUUGCACCCAACUACUAUGACAUGUCGAACUUCCCCCAGUGUGAAGCAAAGCGCCAAUUGGAAAUUCUCAUUGCCAAAAUGGAGACCAGGCAAUACCAAGAAGGGUUCUAAAGCACCCAGUGCACAGCUGGCAUCUGUACAAAAUGAUUAUUCAUGGCUGUCUCUCUCUCUCCCUUUUUUUUUCAUAGUUCAUGGAAUCAUUCUUUUUUUUUUUUCAAACUUGUUUUACCUGCACUCUGGUGAUUUCUGUGAACCUGUUACAGAACCUUUGCUUGCCUGAAUACCUGUGUAUUGCUUUUAGUAAACAUGGCUUUCACAGGGGUCA
Molecule: messenger RNA, 658 nt
Organism: Rhipicephalus sanguineus (brown dog tick)
Lineage: Eukaryota; Metazoa; Arthropoda; Arachnida; Ixodida; Ixodidae
Product: ATP-dependent RNA helicase DHX15 homolog
Cellular component (GO): intracellular anatomical structure; spliceosomal complex
Molecular function (GO): RNA binding
Source: RefSeq, a predicted model, not a curated record